UUUUUAUUUUUUGGUAGUUGCUAAUGACAUAUAACUCCACUUAUCUCAACACAUCCCAUCCAUCUUUCUACAAGCAAAUUAAAUAUUAUAUCUAUGUGUUAAGACCAAUCUCAAAAACUCAAAAAUAAUAAGAACACCAAACAAAUUAUCAAAACUCUCUCUAUUGAAUUCAUGGCUACUGAUGCCAUUAAUUACUUGGACACCAUAUUAGUUCCUUUGAGUCUUUUCAUCACAAUUGGUUAUCAUCUCUAUCUUUGGCAUCACUUGAAGCAUAAGCCUUCUCACACAACUAUUGGUAUGAACAUGCUUAAGAGGAGAUCUUGGCUGCGUGAGCUCAAUCAAGGAAGUGAAAAGAAAGGGACAUUGGCUGUACAAAGUUUACGAAAUGCAUUAAUGGAGACAAUACUAACAGCAACAAUCACAAUUCUCAUAACAUUAGCAGUGGCUGCAUUAACAAACAACACAUUAAAAGUUAGCAACUUAUUUACUAGUGCUUUUUUUGGGUCACAAACAGGGAAAACAAUUGUAUUAAAAUAUGGAUCAGCAACAAUUUUCUUGGUGGCUAGUUUCUUGUGUAGCUCAAUGGCACUUGGCUUCUUAAUAGAUGCUAAUUUCUUGGUUAAUGCCUUGGGGGAAUUUUCUAUAAAUCCAACACAUACAGAGACCAUAUUUGAAAGAGGAUUUACAUUGGCUUUUGUUGGUGACAGAGUACUCUGUAUGACAUUUCCUCUUUUGUUUUGGAUGCUUGGUCCUGUUCCUGUGGUUGUCUCUUCAAUAGCAUUGGUUUGGGGUCUACGCGAACGCGAUUUUGCUGGAAAUUUAUCAACAACUAUGAAUAAGACUCGUGCUUUGCUUGAGGGGGAGUGUUGAAACAUGGAUUGAAGUAAUUAUGUAUGAAAAAAUUAAACUCGAGUUAGAAUAUGCUAAGUUAAAUAUUUGUGUGAAUUAUUGGGGUUAGGGUGGGGGGGUUAUGUAUCUUGUAUUUGAAGGGGAAAAGGACUUUGUUUAGUAGUGUAUGUUGAUCUCAUGAUAUAAUAUUAGUUUUGUUGAAAUAUAGUUUGAGAUAAUAAUAUAUUGUCGAUAUAUAUGAAAGUUAAA
Molecule: messenger RNA, 1098 nt
Organism: Solanum lycopersicum (tomato)
Lineage: Eukaryota; Viridiplantae; Streptophyta; Magnoliopsida; Solanales; Solanaceae
Source: RefSeq, a predicted model, not a curated record